AUACAGUGUUAAGCCACUCAAAACAUCUCUUCACAAUAAAUGCUUCUGCAAUUUUAUUGUAUAUUAGAUCAAAGAAGACAUUUGCUUUAUUCCCUAUUCUACUAGAUUGAUCCCAAUACAUGCUAUUAAGCUAAAACUGCACCACACCCAAUUGCUCACGGCUCAAUAAAUUUCCAUUCCUUCCUCUAUUUCUCAUAUUGAAACCUGAAGCACAAUUAAGGUCCAAUCACUUGCCAUUGAUAUCGCAACUUUGGAGGGAGUUUCUACUGCAAUUGGUUCAAGGGGAGUAGGAUUCAUGCCUCAAUCAAAAAAACUCUAUUGUAUAAGUUUCAAUCUGAAAUUCGCGAAGGCAAAGUUUAUUCAUUUGAAAACAUGGGCAUUGCUGCUAAUGGGGGGAGCUAUAAGACCACCCAUCAUCCAUAUAAGCUGAACUUCCAAUUUGGAACAAAAUGUUUGUCAUUGUGUGGUGCAUUAGUGAGUGGUUCUGAUUUUAAGUUUGUUCCAAUUUCUGACAUAGUAGGUGGUUCUUAUGAUUGUGACUACUUGGUUGAUGUUAUUGGAAUGUUGACGGGUGUUGGCACAAAGAGAGAAUAUGAACGCAAUGGCAGUGCUACCAAACUCAAUGUCAUUGCCAUGGAAGCUGAUGGGUAUGGAAGUUUAAAGUUUUCUUAUGAUUAUGACUAA
Medicago truncatula (barrel medic) is the source of this 684-nucleotide messenger RNA. RefSeq lists its product as uncharacterized. The transcript has 3 exons. The record is from RefSeq and is a predicted model, not a curated record. NCBI's taxonomy places the organism in Eukaryota, Viridiplantae, Streptophyta, Magnoliopsida, Fabales, Fabaceae. The coding region runs from base 373 to 684 and encodes 103 amino acids.